AUGGCAUCUGCAGUGAUGAUUUCUCUCCCUCAGUUCAGUGGGUUAAGACCCAUGUCUGCCUCAGUUUCCCCUGUCCAAAGCUUGGUAGCAGUUCAGCCCAUGAAGCAGAGAGGGAAUGGAGCCUUGGGUGCUCGCUGCGAUUAUAUUGGCUCACCUACCAAUUUGAUUAUGGUGGUUUCUACAAGCCUGAUGCUCUUUGCUGGAAGGUUCGGUUUGGCUCCAUCUGCAAACAGGAAGGCCACUGCCGGUUUAAAGCUUGAAGUGAGGGACUCUGGCCUGCAGACUGGUGACCCUGCGGGCUUUACCCUUGCAGAUACCUUGGCAUGUGGGAGUGUAGGUCACAUUAUUGGGGUUGGGGUUGUUCUUGGCCUUAAGAACCUUGGUGCACUCUGA
This is a messenger RNA of Ilex paraguariensis (yerba mate), 393 nucleotides long. Lineage: Eukaryota; Viridiplantae; Streptophyta; Magnoliopsida; Aquifoliales; Aquifoliaceae. The record is from the annotation of a GenBank genome assembly.